Messenger RNA from Pocillopora meandrina, 6880 nucleotides. NCBI's taxonomy places the organism in Eukaryota, Metazoa, Cnidaria, Anthozoa, Scleractinia, Pocilloporidae. The record is from the annotation of a GenBank genome assembly.
AUGUUGAUGCUGCGCAGGCGCACAUUUUCAGGUGGAAGCACGCCACCCAGAACAAGAGCCGAAAAAACCUCGCGAGAUAUUUUCAAUUUCGCGGUCUACCUUCCUCGUUUCAUUGUAAGAUUUUGUGCUUUCCCUCGACCCGUCUUAAAAAUGGCGACUCGGGCGAAUGCACGAUUGAAAUCCUACAAGAACAAAGCUUUAGAUACUGCAGAGAUGAGGCGAAGGCGAGAAGAAGAAGGAGUACAACUCCGUAAGGCCAAACGGGAAGAACAAGUAAGAAAAUAUGUACAAAAUUGCAGCGUGUUUGUACGUAAAUUUUCGAUUGAUGUUUUUCAAACAUUGUCUCUGGAUUCUUCAAUUGUUACCGUCACGGCCUCGUGUGUUUCCUUGUAGAUGUUUAAAAGAAGAAAUGUUGAUGUGACAGGAAAAUCGUCUACGCAGCCUGGUGAACUGGAGAGUCUUCUUACCACUAACCACGUUGGUCAGGUAGGGAAAGCCUACUAUGUGUGUCGCAAUACAUUCGCAAAAACUUAAUUAAGACCUUGUUUAGUGCUUGGUGAAGAAGAAUUCCUUUAUUUAGUCAUUUGAUUGUAUUGACAUUAUUAUUUGCUGAACUUAUUUGUUUUAAAUGCUUUAAAACUAUGUUACAAAGUCACUUGUCAUAUUCGUGCUUAUAUAUGAGCUCCGCAACAAUUAUCGUUCCCGGUCUCCUUAAAUCCGGAAACUUUAAGCUCAUAUGAGUUACAAACAUACAUCAUGUUCCAUAAAUAUUUGCCAUUUCUAUUUUGUCUAUGAACUAAAAUGAGUGAUUUUCUUGAAACGGAACCAUGCUCAUUUUCGUGCAUUUCCUUUUACAUCGCGUUUAUUUAAUUGAAAUUAUAAAUCAGUGCACGUCAUCAAUGAAGAAGUUUUUUUUUCGUGUGAUUCGUCUUUGUGGUGUUACAUUCAAAGCCCAAAUGUUAUCAUUUCUCAAAUGAUUUUUUUAAUGUUGUCGACAUCAAGUAUUAAAUUUGUUGGUAGCUUACACGAUUCUAGUAACUUAAUUACUUCUCGUCUGUCGCUUGAUACUUUUUUUACGCAUUAGUUGGUUAUACUUGAAUUAUGGACAUCAUUUAAAGUGACCAUGCCUUGAAAUAAACUCAUACACUUCUAUCCUUUAGAAGGUGACAUUUGGGCUGCAUCCUCUCUGUCAGAAACAGUGAGUUUUGAAGCCUACCAGCCCUUUGAAAUUUUAUCAGCCUUCAUAUAAGAAUAUAGGGAUUGCUUGGGGCUACUCUUGUAUUGUGUGAUCCAAAUCAAAUUUUCUCAGUUUACAACCAGCCCGAAUUUUUGGGGUUGUAUCAUUACAGGAAGGCUUAAUUCUGUUCCAAAAAUAAUGCAUGGACUAAAACUAGUCACUUUAAAGCAAGCAAAUUGACUUUCAUUCUUAUUUGGUAUUUACAAUCAAUGCAAAAAGCAGUGCAAAACUUGGAAUUAAUAGUUCAGUUCUUGUAUGUGUUGUAUGACAAAGCAUGCUUAAAACUUUAAGUUUUGAGCAGUCAAGUAGAUGUGAUAUUCUAGUCAUGAGCACUCAAAUUUUAGUCUCAUUGCUAAGCAAGUGACUAGUAGUAAAAUGAGACACUGUCAAUUGUUUUUUUCUUUUGUCAGGAUGUAUUUUCACCUGAUGUAGUGGAAGCAUUAUACUCAGAAGAACAGGAGAAGCAGUUAGCAGCUAUGCAAAAAUUCAGAAAACUUUUAUCAAAAGGUUUGUUUUAUGUCACAAAGUUUGGUGUUUGCUUAUGCUUGUCUAAGACGUAAAAUUGUUUUUUGUUUUUACUGUAAUUAUUUUUUUUACUAAUGUUCUGUUAUUAUUAUUAUUGUGAUUGCUGUUGAAAAGGUUCUUACCUUUCAAACAAAUUCAUACCUCUGUAGACCAUGUUUACACAAUCCCCUCUGGCAUGAUACAAAAACCUCAGUGAUUUAGACAACAAUAACUUUAUUUGUUGUAACAAUCACUGAGCUUAACAAGAUGCACAACUGUUUUCAAAUAAUGCUUAUUUGGCCAAUCCUCUCAUCUCAGGUCUGGCACCAGCUUAACCAGGACUUCAGAAUUCAAAUCAAACACCAAACAGGAAUUCUGAUUUUUUAACCUUCCCUGCUAUUUUCCACUCAACCCUGCAGAAAAAAUUGCCAGAGAUUUUUUUUUUCAAAGCAGUACUUUUGUGUUGGUGUUCAAAUAGUGUUCUAUGAAUUUACAUGGCGAAACCUUAAAUUUUUGUUGUGUGGCCUUUGCUGAAACAUGGUACAUAACCAUUGUGCUCAAUAUUCCUGAGCUAUGCUCCAGGGGAAAGAGUGCUUCCACAUUUACAGCUAACUUUGUUAUUAAUGUAACUUUUUUAUUGUUGUUGCUCGCAGAACCCCACCCACCAAUUGAUGAUGUAAUUAGGUGUGAGGUUAUUCCUAGAUUUAUCUACUUCUUGCAGCGAAAUGACAAUAGCAUGUUACAGGUAGGAUAUUUUAAAGGCAGGGUUUUCCUUUUUGGAAUAGAAUGUGUUAUAGGUAGGGUCGAAACAAGUUGGUUUUAAUCUCAAAUGACUGGAUUUCUCAUUUUUCGUUAGCCAGAGACCAAGUAAUUACCCUAUUUUUGUUCCCCUAAAACAGUUUUGAAGCGAACAGAAUGAUUGUUUGAUAGGCGCUGAUACAGUUUAUGUUGAAAGGAAAACAGACUUAAGGUCCAAAGUAAAUGUUAAAUCUGUGACCUACUCAAUGCUUAUAGUUAUUGUACAUCUUGUAUUGAUUAUGACUUGUUUUCAGUAAUUUUCUCAAUAAUUUAUUUCAAAGUUUGAAGCUGCUUGGGCACUGACAAAUAUUGCAUCUGGGACAUCACCACAAACCCAGUGCGUGGUUCAAGCUGGGGCCGUCCCUGUGUUCAUUACAUUACUUGAAUCCCCACAUGUAGAUGUUCAGGAGCAGGUCAGUUUAGUUUAACAAAGCAAUUUAACUUACAUAGAAGCAUGUUCUUUUCUUGGCUUCCUAGACUAAAGAAGCUAAGAGUAUUGCCACUCCUCAUUCCAGGUUACUUAAUUUUUUCCCAAAUCUGUAGAAUGAUGUUGUGGUGGGUUGUCUUGUCUUAAGGUUUCUUUUUAUCAUUGACCUUUUAGGCAGUCUGGGCUCUUGGAAACAUAGCUGGAGAUAGUGCAGAGUGCAGAGAUUAUGUUCUUAACUUAGGGAUGUUACAGCCAGUUCUGGAGUAAGUUAACAGAUGGAUCUAUUGUAUAGUUUUUGUCUCUACUUUUUUCAUUUCUCAAGCUACAUUUCCAUAGCAUGUUUGAGAAAAUAUGCUUCUGUUAAGUAUUUGAAUUAAGGGAGGAUAUUUCAAACCAUUAACCUUCUUCUGAUAUUUGAGGAGAGUGGUUGUUUCUAAGAUUUUUGUAACCAGUGCUGCCUUUUAAAGCCAGCUGUCUUGGUUGAACAAAUAAGAGUAAAGUGCUCAAUUUCUUUAUUUAGUGUGGUCAAGGUUAUAUUGUUUGCUGACAACUGUUUUUUUUUUUUUUGAAGGCUAUUAAAGCAGUCACCAAGGAUAUCAAUGACAAAGAACUUAGUUUGGGCCUUGUCCAAUUUGUGUAGAGGAAAAAAUCCACCACCUGACUUCUCAAAGGUAUUCUAUGUGAUGUUUCCUGAUGCAUUUUUAGUCAAAUCUAUUGGAAAGCUGUCUUUCCAUUGGAAUGAUGCAAACAGUUGCAUUUGGAAUUGGCAUGUAGCUGAGGAGUAGUGUUCAUCCCAUGAGAGGCACAAAGGAGAGUGUAAACAGCAGUCUUGUGCAGGGUUCUUCACCAUUUAUCUGUUCUCAUUAUGGCUAAAGAAUGACACUUGAGAAUGGGGUUUGCUCAUUUAAAAAUGUCAAUGCAGUCAAGGUGACAGCCUUAAAGGCGGAACACAUCAUCUGCAUUUAGAAUCAAAUGCUUUCGGAUAUAACUACUGUGAUAAUAAUUAGAGGGAAAAAUGAGGGUUAGAACAGUUAUUUGAAAGUGUUACAAUUAAAAACAAUUUUUAUGACGUAAAGAAUGAUCUACACUCAUUGUAUUUAUUCUAGGUGUCUGCAUGUUUGCCAGUACUAGCUCGUCUUCUCUUUAUUAAUGAUCCUGAUGUCCUCGCUGAUUCAUGCUGGGCACUGUCGUAUCUGUCAGAUGGUCCGAAUGAGAAGAUUCAAGCAGUCAUAGAUUCUGGUGUUUGCAGAAGAUUAGUAGAACUAUUAAUGUAAGACUUAAAACAGUCUUAAUUUGAACACAAUUUAUGAAUGAUAUUUAAGUCUCACCAUAUGUCUCAGCACAAUCCAGUGAGUUCUACACAACCAGGAAAUUGGUUUAACUGAAAAAUAAUUUCACAACAAUAAGGUAUUGUCAUUUGUCUUUGAAAAGAAUUUCUUUGAUUUGAGUCGCAGAUUUUUUUGUGUGCUAUUCAUCGUCUUAAAACCCAGACUGGAAGCAGCUGUGCCAUGAGAAACAAUGUCCAUAUAUUGUACCAGUGCUAUAGUUUGAACUGGUUUGGUUUGUGUACAUCUUCAUGUCUUAUUUAAUUUUUUUUCUUUGUUGCAGGCACAAUCUUAGUCAUGUUGUUUCAGCAGCACUCAGAGCAGUGGGAAAUAUUGUAACUGGUGAUGAUGUACAAACUCAGGUAGAGCUUGGGUCUCUUUUUUUUUCUCAAUCCAGUAUUAGGAAUCAUGGUUUUAGUGUUUUACCUAUUCAUACUAGUAAGUGCCAUAUGAGAGCAAUUUCCAUACAAGUGUUAAAAGUAGUUCAACAUUAUGAUAGUUUUGCUCACCAUUGCAGAGUGUUUGAUAUUAAAAAAAAAUUGUGCCACUCCCUCAACCAAUCAGAUUGAAAACUAAAAACACCGGAACCUGUGGUAACUUGUCUUUUUACUGUUUUGGUGCAACAGAUCAUCCUAAACUGCAAUGCUCUUCCAAGUCUAUUACAUCUAUUAAGCAAUUCAAGAGAAAGCAUCAGAAAGGAGGCAUGCUGGACAAUAUCUAACAUCACAGCUGGUAAUAGAGCACAGAUUCAGGUAAGGUUGGAUGCGCUAAAUAGGAUCAAAAAUUAUAUAGGAUGUAGGAUAAAUGGUUUAUUUCUAAUCACUUUGCAACUUAAAAAAAAAGAAUUACACAAUUAUUACAAAGGAUAAUAUCAGUAAUAACAUUAAAAAGAACUAUCAGUGGUUUAAAGCAAGUUUGUUAAAAAAUUUGUUUGUGUAUCUGUUACAUUUGUAAAUAAAAUAUGUCGAUUAGAUAUAAAAUUCCAAUAAAUUAGUUUGGGAUUUAAGCUUAAUAAUGUUAAUCAUUACCCUUGCUUUCUAAUGCCUACUUUUUUCAAUAGGCUGUGAUUGAUUCUAACAUUAUUCCCAUGUUGGUGGAGAUCCUCGCCAAGGCAGAGUUUAAAACAAGAAAAGAAGCAGCAUGGGCUAUAACCAAUGCCACCUCUGGAGGAACAGCGGAGCAGAUCAAGUGAGUUAGUAGUGAUUACAGUUAUUCUAGCAAGCAUAUAUUUAGGAGGGUGAGGUGAAUAUUGCUAUGAUGAAGUGUAGGAUAUUUAUUGUACAUCUUUCACUGAAACUAGCAAUUGCUUUUGUUUAUUGCCCUCUGGAGAUUGUUAGAUAAAUUGCAUUGUUUCCCACCCACAGAUUGGUUCAACUGAAUUUAGUUGAAGUCCUUGUUGAUUACCUAUUUGUUUUAAGUGACCCUGGUAAUGGUAGUGGCACUCUAAAAAUUCGGACCUCAAGUAUCAAACUUUGUAAUAAGAAAUGUAAUGGCACUCAGUAAUAAGCAUGGGUAGAUUUGUUUUAGUGACGAUGCAAUAUCUAACUAUGUCCAGCUAGACUAGGUUUUUCAUGAUAACACAGGCAGGUUUUUUUUUUCCUUGGACAGAUACCUUGUGAGUCAAGACGUAAUUAGACCUCUUUGUGACCUGUUAACUGUUAUGGAUUCAAAGAUAGUUCAAGUAGCACUCAGUGGACUAGAGAACAUCCUCAGAAUUGGAAAGCAGGAUGCACUUCAAACAGAUGGUGUCAACCAGUUCGCUGUCAUGGUAGAGGAGGCAUACGGUAAGGAAUUUGUUUCUGCUUCUGAUGCAGAAACACCGUAAUUCAUGAUGUACGUCUACAAUGUGUACCAUCAGACCCAGGAAACUACAAUAGCUGAAUCAAAUUUGACAGAGAAAAUGUUUCGUUCUUCCAUAGGCUUGGACAAGAUUGAAUUCCUUCAAAGUCACGACAAUGAAGAAAUCUACAGAAAAGCGUUCGAAAUAAUUGAGUACUAUUUCAGUGGCGAAGACGAGGACGAUAAAAUCAUGCCAGGCAUUGAUCAGAAUUCCGACCAAUACCAAUUUGGGGCUGGCGUUGCCAUGCCUCAUGGAGGUUUCCAAUUGUAAACAGUGGGUUACACGAUUCAGUGGAGACUUGAGUUAUUCCCCAUCCCUACAGUGGACGAGACAUGCUCUUCCAGACAAUGGAGGAGUCGUAGACAACCGUCCAAGCUUCCCUGACCUUCCCCUCCCCUCAUGAAAAUGCCACGCAUACACUUACCCUGAGUGUAAAAAGCGCGGGCGGAUAUGCCCAUCGCGUAUGAGCGAGUAGAGAGAGAGUGAGAUAUAUUAUGGUGCGUCCCAAAGAACUUCCCACCCAACAAACCCCAUAAUAAAAAGACCCCACGGACAUUCCUGCCCCCGUCAAUAGGGGCAAAGCGCAACAGCGCACUGAAAGAAAGUACCCCAAGGAUAUUUCCCUUAAUAAUUGGCAAGAACGAAGAGAGAGAGCAACCGAGUGAUUAGUUAAUGUUAGCUUUGUUGAACUUCAACCAGUGCAGAAAAUGAAAAUGUACAGUACACUUGUUAUCUUGGACAAACCAAAG